AUGGAUAAACCGCGAUAUAAUCCGACAACCGGUGAAUUGACGGAUGAGUAUGCACAUGGCGUUGACGAGUUCAUGACGUUGGCAUCAAACAACAGCAUGACAUCUGAAUACGGUAAAAUGUAUUGUCCUUGUGUCAAAUGUCGGAAUCAUAGAUUAGUUGCUGUUAGGGAAGUAUGGUACCAUUUGUGUAGAAACAGAUUUAUGCCUGGCUAUAAAGUUUGGUAUUCUCAUGGAGAAACUGACUUAAUGGUUCAAAAUUAUGGUAGCACUUCUGAUAUAUUAGGUGGUAGAUCGGUUAGAUUAGAGGAAUCAACACCGGAAGUAGAUGAAAACUUAGGGAUGGUUCAUAUGGUGAAUGAUGCAUUUCGUGAAAAUAUUGCAUCAUAUGUCCAUGAUGGUAGUAGAGAUGAGCAACCUAAUAUUGAGGCUAGACGUUUUUUCGAUAUGUUAAAUGCUUCUAAGCAGCCAUUAUUCGAAGGAUGUAGUGCUGAAGUUUCAAGGUUAUCACAAGCAACCGAUUUGUUGAGUAUGAAGAUGGAUUACAACUUGCCUGAGGAGCUUGUUGAUCGAAUGUGCAACUGGGGGAUGCGCAUGAUACCAGCGGAGAAUAAUUUGCCUGGAACAUACUACGAGAUUCAGAAACUUGUAGGUGGUAUUGGAUUGCCCUAUCAGAUGAUAGAUGUGUGCAUUGACAACUGCAUGAUCUACUGGAGGAAGGAUGAAAAUCGCUUGAAGUGUCGCUUUUGUCAUAAACCUCGGUAUCAGGAGACCAGCGGAAGAGUACCUGUGCCUUACAAAAGGAUGUGGUAUUUACCGAUAGCAGAGAGGUUAAAGAGGUUAUAUCUGUCGAAGCGCACUGCAAAAUCUAUAAGAUGGCAUGCAGAACAUAGCUCGGAUGGUAAGAUUACACAUCCCUCAGAUGCAAAAGCAUGGAAACAUUUCCAGAAUUGUUAUCCUACUUUUGCGAAUGAAGCAAGGAACGUGUAUUUAGGGUUAUCAACGGAUGGAUUCAACCCUUUCGGAAAGCAUGGAAGACAAUAUUCCUUGUGGCUGGUGAUCUUGACGCCUUACAAUUUACCACCGUCUAUGUGCAUGAGGAGGGAGUUUCUGUUCCUCUCAAUCCUUGUCCCCGGUCCUGAACAUUCGAAGAAAUCUCUCGAUAUUUUCCUGCAACCGUUAAUCCAUGAGCUGAAAAUGUUAUGGAAAAAUGGGGUUGAAGGGUUUGAUGUUUCUGUUCAACAGAACUUUGUGAUGCGGGCUGUACUUAUAUGGACCAUAAGUGAUUUUCCGGCAUAUGGUAUGCUAUCUGGAUGGACAACGCACGGUAGGAUGGCAUGUCCACUCUGUCAAGACAACACAGACGCCUUUCAGUUGAAGCAUGGUAGAAAGACUUCUUGGUUUGAUUGUCAUCGAAGAUGGUUACCACAUGAUCAUCCUUACCGUAAGAGUAGAACAUUGUUUUGGAAGAACAAAAAGAUCUCAAAAGGGCCGCCUCCGGAGAUAGAUGGGAUUGCUAUGCUGAAUCAGAUGAGCGAUUUUGAUGUGGACAGUACAGUUUUGUGCGGAGGUAAUGGGCAUGAGCAGCUACAUGUGAAUGAAGAUGGGAGUUCACUAGCCGCAGCUUUUUGGUUGGAUCAAGCAGGAAAGGAGGAGUUCUUCGAUUGGAUUAAACAUAGCGUAAAGUUUACUGACAGUUACGCAUCUAAUCUUCGUAACUGCGUCGAUCGUAACGAAGGAAAGUUAUCGGGAAUGAAGAGCCAUGAUUGUCACGUUUUCAUGCAGCGUCUUCCAUUUGCAUUUAAAGGUCUUUUACCAAACAAUGUUCACAAGGCUAUCGCAGGUAUUGGUGCAUUUUUUCGAGACAUAUGCGCGAGAACUCUUACUGAAGAUGGUAUCCGAAAUCUGGAUAAGAAUAUACCGGAAAUCAUCUGCGAGCUCGAGAAAAUAUUUCCACCAGCAUUUUUUGAUGUUAUGGAACAUCUUCCCAUUCAUCUUCCUAAAGAAGCGGAACUCGGUGGACCGGUUCAGUAUCGAUGGAUGUAUCCGUUUGAGCGGUUUAUGUUUCACUUAAAGAAGAAAGUUGGAAAUCUCGCCAAAGUCGAAGGAUCCAUCGUUGUUCAGAGUAUAAAUGAAGAAACCUCCCACUUCUCCAGUUACUACUUUCCCUCUAAUGAGAUUCCUCUCCGCAAAGGUCGUCGUUCAGGGCUGGGUAAGAUUGUUGAAACGGAUCCCGCAACAGCAUUCUUUGCUGACUACAAUGAAGACCUCCUUCAGCAGAACGAAGAGCUUAAAGCCAAAGUUGAUGCUUUGGAAGCUUCCAAAGCAGAAACAGAAGAGAGGCUGUGUAGUACACAAGGAGCUCACCUCUACACAGACUUGAGUCUCUAA
Messenger RNA from Microthlaspi erraticum, 2388 nucleotides. Lineage: Eukaryota; Viridiplantae; Streptophyta; Magnoliopsida; Brassicales; Brassicaceae. The record is from the annotation of a GenBank genome assembly.